AUGAUUUCUUCUAUUCUACUUAUACUUCUGUACGUAAUCCCACCGACUCUUCAGCUGGAAUCAGACUCAUUUUUAAUCUACAAUGAAAACCACAAGAAAUGUUUGCAAGCUCAAAACAGCGUAAUUAUGGUUGCUGAUUGUAUGAAGGACAACAACGCACAGAAAUUCCGUUGGAUCUCUCAACACCAGCUGAUAAAUGUGGCGGUGCCGCAAUGUCUGGGGGUGUCCUCUAAAAGUGAAAGGAGUUUGGUCAGCUUGUCGUCGUGUGAUGGCGCUAAUGAACUCCAGAAAUGGGAGUGUAAAAAUGACACUUUGUUUGCUAUCCAGGGGGAAAACAUUUACCUAAACUACGGCAACGAAAAAGAAAAAGUGGUUAUUUAUAAAGCAUCAGGAGUCUGGAGCCGGUGGAAGAUCUACGGAACGCCUGAUGACUUAUGUGCUAAGGCCUAUGAAGACAUAUAUUCCAUAAGGGGAAAUGGUAAUGGUCAGCCCUGUGUAUUCCCAUUCAAGUUUGAGUCUAAAUGGUAUGCAGACUGUACCAGGGAGGGAGCACAAGAACGUGAUCUCUGGUGUGCUACAACAGCGGAUUAUGAUAAGGAUUCGUUGUGGGGAUACUGUCCUAUUAAAUCUACAAGAGAGGGUUGGUGGACAACAGAUUUCAUCAGUGGCUCUGUGUAUCAGGUCAAUGAGAAUUCAGCCCUGACUUGGUACCAAGCACGGAGAAGCUGUCAUCAGCAGGAUGCCGAGCUAUUAAGUGUAACUGAGGUACACGAGCAAACGUAUAUAUCAGGAUUAACCAGUAUCACAAAAACAGCCUUAUGGGUAGGGCUUAAUAGUUUGGACUUAAAUGCAGGCUGGAAGUGGAACGAUGGAAGCCCAUUCCGAUACCUCAACUGGCUUCCAGGAAACCCAUUGGCAGAACAUGGGAAGAAUUGUGCGGCAUUGGAGCAGGGGAAAAAUGCCAAGUGGGAAAACAAAGAGUGUUCCCAAAAGUUGGCAUACAUCUGUAAAAAGGGCAACAUUACCUCCUACAUCUCUCCAUCUGACACUGAGCCCAUCAAUUGCCCACCGACCUGGAUCUCCUAUGCUGGCUAUUGUUAUUACUUGCAUAAAGAAAUGAAAAACUGGCAGGACGCCACGGUGUCUUGUAAGAAAGAAGAAGGGGAACUGGCAAGCUUGCACAAUAUUGAGGAAUCCAGCUUUGCUAAUUCAAACUUUGAGUUUGAAGACACCGAGUACGUUUGGCUCGGACUGAAUGACUUGAAGACACAAAUGUAUUUUGAGUGGAGCGAUGGCACCCCGGUGACCUAUACAAUCUGGGAGAGAGGAGAGCCUUCACACAUGGAUAACGAACAAGAGGACUGUGUCGCUUUAAAUCCGAAGGUUGGUCGUUGGUCAGAUCAAGCAUGCCAGAAGAAGUUUCCUUAUAUUUGCAAAAGAAAACCAUUGCCAUUCGACCACGAGCGCCUUCCGAUUGUUGAGCCCGGCUGCAGUACGGGUUGGAAAAGACAUGGAUUUAGUUGCUACUUCAUAGGUGAAGAAAUCUCCACAUUUUCAGAAGCCAACUCCUCUUGCAAUGCCCACGCAGCUUUUUUGAUGACGGUUGAAGACAGAUUUGAACAGGCUUAUCUAACAAGUCUAAUCGGGCUUAGACCGGAGAAAUAUUUCUGGACAGGACUCUCAGGCAUGGAAGAAAGGGGGACUUUUAAAUGGACCACCAACGAGAAGGUUUUGUACACUCACUGGGAUGCUGAUAUGCCUGGGAGAAAACAAGGUUGUGUUGUGAUGAGGACCGGAAACAAAGCCGGAUUGUGGGAUGUCAUCAACUGUGACGAGACAGCUAAGUUUGUCUGCAAGAAAUGGGCGGAAGGAGUGACACCACCACCAAUCCCAGCAACGACGCCAGAACCAAAGUGCCCAACGGGAUGGAAGACAAGUCCCCACAUAAGCUCUUGCUUUCAAUACUACUCGAAACCUGAUGGGGAAAAGAGGACGUGGACUGAAGCCCGGGAUUUCUGCCGAGCAAUAGGAGGAGAGUUAGCCAGUAUAAACAACAAAGAUGAACAGGAUGUUGCACUUUCAGGGAUUUUGUGAGUAGUACGUUCCGGUAACUUGCAAGACGCCUGGAUUGGUCUGGUGAGCAGUGAUCCCAGCGAAGGCUUUCAAUGGUCAGAUGGUUCGUCUCUAAUAUAUGAAAAUUGGCAAUCUGGAGAACCCAACAACUACCAGGGUACUGAACUGUGUGGAGUGAUAAUCAUUUCUUACCAAUUUUCCUGGAAUGACAUACCUUGCGAACAUCCAAAAAACUGGAUCUGUGAGCUAAAAAAAGGUGCAACAUUGAUACCAGAACCCACAAGCCCACCAUAUCCUGAGUAUAACGUGACCACUGAUGGUUGGCUGAUCAAAGGUGACAGGCAGUAUUAUGUGGGCAAGGAUCGGAUGCCUAUGGAUAAGGCACACAAUUUCUGCAGGACAAAUUAUGGUGACCUGGUUACGAUCAAUGACGAAGAAGAAAGGAGAUUUCUGUGGCAAUAUAUUUUAAAGAACAGGAGGAGUGACUCAUAUUACAUUGGAAUGCUUUUAUCCUUGGAUAAGCAAUUUAAAUGGAUGGACGGCUCUCCUAUUGAUUAUGUGGCAUGGGCAGUAAAUGAACCCAACUUUUCUAACAAUGAUGAGAAUUGUGUGGAGAUGUUCAGAUCCAUAGGACUCUGGAACGACGUAAACUGUGGUACUUCAUCCUCAUAUAUUUGCGAAAGAAAAACCAAUAACAUCAACACAACAUUUGCUCCAACUGUCCCUGCACCAAGGGGCGGAUGCCCAGCAGGAUGGCUGGCAUUUGGAGGGAAGUGUUAUAGAAUAUUUGACAAAGAGGGGGAUGAUUUGGUGAACUGGCAAGACGGAAGGUCAGCAUGUCAAAAGUUGGAAGGAAAUCUGGCAAGCAUACAUGAUGACUUGGUACAAGCUUUCCUGACUUACAAUUUAAGAAAUAUUAAAAAUCCUGUCUGGAUUGGAUUGAAUGAUAUCAGCUGGGAUAGUAGAUAUCGAUGGACUGACCAGAGUGGCGUGUAUUAUACCAACUGGGCAAAAGGUCAUCCUUCCAUGCACCACUAUUAUAGUGGCGAGGAAAAUAACGAUUGUGUGGCUAUGAAAGUGGGUACUGUGAUGGAUACCGGGACCUGGACCGAAGAAGACUGUAAACUGGAGAAAGGAUACAUUUGCCAAAAAUCUGAAGACCCUGCCCUGCCUGUUGAGACAACUGUGUCUCCACCACCAGACCACUAUGAGUUUGGUGACGCCAGCUACAAACUUCAGAAAACGAAGAUGAAGUGGGAUGAAGCGCAGCGAAUGUGUAAACAAUCAGACUACGAACUAGCCAGCAUUCUUGACCCGAGCGCGGCCUCCUUUAUAAGAGUGCAGCUAGAUAAAUUUAAGGAACCUUUAUGGAUUGGUCUUUACAGUAAUAAUAAGACGGACAAUCAGUACAAAUGGACGGACGGCUGGAAACUCCGUUACACCAAAUGGGCUCCCGAAGAACCAAAGGAAAAGAGUGCUUGUGUUUAUAUCGAUACGGAUGGCCAGUGGAAGACAGCAUCCUGUAAUGAGACUUAUGCUUCAGUUUGCUGGAAGAACAGUGUCGUGGCUCCCACCGAACCACCUCAAAAGCCUGGGAAAUGCCCAGAAUCAUCCUCCAAAAGCUGGAUUCCUUUCCGCAGCCAUUGCUACUUCCUGGAUGCUUCAGACGACUCAACCUGGAGUCAGGCAUCCAUGCAAUGUCUUCGACAUGGCGGUAAUAUGGUUUCAAUUGAAGAUCAGCAUGAAGCAGAGUUUCUGAAUGACCAUGCCUUUUUGCUCAGUGACAAGGAAAGCUCCUUUUGGAUCGGUUUAUAUAAAAAUGUAGAAGGAAGAUGGCUGUGGAUGGACAAUACUCCGAUGGACUAUGUAAACUGGAACACGGAAAGAUCAUUUGACAGUUCGGAUUUCCCAGAUUAUGGAUUUAUUCCGGUGUCUUCCGAAAAUACGACACAACCAGAGACUUCCAAGCAAGAACAGAAGAAGCCAUCACAUGGAAUCGCUGUAGGGGUGUCUAUACUUGUCAUAGCAGUUAUUGCCUCAACCGCCAUUGCAGUUUACUUAAUGUACAGGAAGAGGCACAAUAAGGCCCCUGACACAGAAAAAAGUUUCGAUAACACAUUAUACUUCAGCAGCAGCCAUGAUACAGCAGUCCAGGACACCAACAUUCUUGUGAAUAAUAUGGAACAAUUGUAAGCCAAUUUUUCUUCAUUCUUCUUCCUGGGGCCAUAUUUAGAUAUCAUGCUG
Molecule: messenger RNA, 4317 nt
Organism: Nanorana parkeri
Lineage: Eukaryota; Metazoa; Chordata; Amphibia; Anura; Dicroglossidae
Product: macrophage mannose receptor 1-like
Exons: 30
Biological process (GO): receptor-mediated endocytosis
Cellular component (GO): plasma membrane
Molecular function (GO): signaling receptor activity
Source: RefSeq, a predicted model, not a curated record